Salvia hispanica is the source of this 1102-nucleotide messenger RNA. RefSeq names its product transcription factor bHLH10-like. Gene Ontology annotation, molecular function: protein dimerization activity. The record is from RefSeq and is a predicted model, not a curated record. Lineage: Eukaryota; Viridiplantae; Streptophyta; Magnoliopsida; Lamiales; Lamiaceae. Gene Ontology annotation, biological process: anther wall tapetum development; regulation of DNA-templated transcription.
UCAAAGAAAAAAAAAUGUAUUUAGAAAAGGGUGGAUUGGACGAAGGCAGCAGUAUGAGUAUGCAUGGAAGCGGAUACACUGAAGCUCAUCAUGCUUUCUCCCAAUCCUACCCUCAAAACAUGGAGCUCCAGAUCGACCACUGCUUCACCACCAUCAACGCCGCCGACAUCCAAUCCUCGAAUUGGAAUCCUUUCAACCAAAAUUUCGCACCUGAUUUCAACCAAUUUUACGCUCCUAAAGCUGCAUUUGCCGAAUUCCCCGAUCUGCUCCCCAAUUUUCCCCCAAAUUCUGCCGCUUCUCUGUUUCCUUUGAAUCCGCCCCCUCAGCUCUUCUACUCUUUGCCAAACGGCAAUAGUGAUUUUGAUUUCACUGAAGGUGGGGAAAAUGGAGAUGGAAUUGGCGAUUCCAUACGAAAUCCGAGGGAGAAGCAAAGGAGAGUGGUGGUGAAAGGAAAGUAUGAAGCUCUACGAGCAUUGAUUCCAACUCCAACUAAGAUUGACAGAGCGUCGAUCGUGGGCGACGCCAUUGGGUACAUCAAGGAGCUGAAGACGACUGUGGCUGAGCUGAAGGUUCUGGUGGAGAGAAAGAGACGUGCGAGAGAGGAUGAGAAGGGUGGAUCAAUAUCAUCGUGGCUGCACAGGAAAACGAAGAACACGGAGGUGGAUGUUCGGAUCGUGGACGAUGAGAUCACGGUGAAGCUGGUGCAGGAUAAGAGGAUCAACUGCUUGCUGUUUGCAUCCAAGGUGCUUGAUGAAAUGCCGCUCGACCUGAAUCAUGUGGCUGGAGGCCUCAUUGGUGAUUACUACACUUACCUUUUUAACUCCAAGAUUUGUGAUGGCUCAAUUGUGUAUGCAAGUGCAGUUGCAAACAAGCUCAUCCAAGUUGUGGAUAAACAGUAUGCAGCAAUCCCUACAACAACUAUCUAUUAGGUUAUAGAGAGGGGAUUUGUUCUAAACAAGACUUGAUGCUGAAGUGAAGACCCAAGAAUCAUUCUUAAUCUUAUCUAUAAUUAUGUACAAUUAUUACCUUUAAUUCACUUUAAACUAGACGAAUAAAAGCUGAAAUAUUAUGCAUGGUUGUUUGAAAGUGUAUUGCUAUAUAU